Cordyceps fumosorosea ARSEF 2679 is the source of this 915-nucleotide messenger RNA. RefSeq names its product NAD(P)-binding domain protein. The transcript has a single exon. The record is from RefSeq and is a predicted model, not a curated record. NCBI's taxonomy places the organism in Eukaryota, Fungi, Ascomycota, Sordariomycetes, Hypocreales, Cordycipitaceae. Bases 1 to 915 code for a protein of 304 amino acids.
AUGAAUACUCUCGUCGUCGGUGGAACCGGCCUAAUUGGCGGCCACGCUGCGCUGCACCUGCGCGCGCUCGGCCACAACGUCACCAUCUCCGGCCGUACGAAGCCGCAGGCGCCGUCACCGCUGGCCGACCUGCCCUUCCUGCAGGGUAACUAUCUCAAAGACGACAUCACCAAGGAGCAGCUUUCGGCGUUUGAGACUGUCGUCUUCACAGCCGGGGCGGACGCGCGACACGUGCCGGCGAACGAGAAGGACAUCGACGCCUACGUCAUGCGAGCCAACGGGGAGGGCGUCCCGGCGUUCGCGGCGCGGGCGCGGGAUGCAGGCGUGGUGCAAUUCAUCCACGUCGGCAGCUACUACUGGCACGCACUGCCGGCGCUGGCGGAGGCCAGCGCGUACGUGCGGUCCCGGCAGGUCGAAUCCGAAGGCGUGGUGGCGCUGGCCCGGCCGGGUUUCGUGGCGACGAGCCUGUGCCCACCAAUGCUCGUGGGCGACAUCUCAGCGACGAUUGCGUCGCCAAUCGCGGCCGAGCUCGUGCUCUACUUUCAGGGCAAGUUCGGGCCUGCAGAGACGGCGCCGCCGGGCGGCAUGGCCUUCCUGACGCUGCGCUCGCUGUCGCAGGCCAUUGCGGGGGCCGUGGCCAACCGGACGGCGGGUGUUGCCGGCAAGGUGCUGUUCGUCAGCGACGAGAACCUGACGUUUGUGCAGUUCUUUGAUUACUUCCGCCGGGCGAUGGGUGUAGCUGACGGCGCACUUCGCCUUGACGAUGACCACGCACUGUUUCCCAAGAUGGCGCGCAUGGGGGGCGACGCGAACGUCUUUAUCGAGACCACGCCGGAGACGCACGCGCUGCUGGGGGCUUAUGCUCGGAAUGACGUCUAUAAUGCGGUCAAGGAGAUCGUGGCCAAGCGCGUGUAA